This is a messenger RNA of Chanos chanos (milkfish), 465 nucleotides long. RefSeq names its product cytospin-A-like. The transcript has 5 exons. Lineage: Eukaryota; Metazoa; Chordata; Actinopteri; Gonorynchiformes; Chanidae. The record is from RefSeq and is a predicted model, not a curated record. Bases 1 to 465 code for a protein of 154 amino acids. Gene Ontology annotation, molecular function: protein binding.
AUGAUUAACAAUCAGCAGAACAUAGAGGGCGCCAGUAACUCUGGAACACUUGCCAAGACAAAGAUUUUGAUAUUGUCUUUGUCAUUAAUGUCUCUGUCCAGUCCUCAGGAUAGUUUCAGUGUGCUGCUGAGACGUCACGGAGGCUCCAAGAGGAACUCUCUCCUUCGCUGGUGUCAGACCCGCACACGAGACUACAAGAACAUAGAAAUCACUAACUUCAGCAGCAGCUGGGAGGAUGGCUUAGCUUUCUGUGCUGUUUAUCAUACCUAUCUCCCCACACACAUUCCUUACAGUAUCCUGACACCUCAAAACAGGAGGGAAAAUUUGGAUCUAGCUUUCCGGACAGGAGAGAGCGUAGGAAUCCCUGCAACUCUGACCGCUGAGGAGAUGCUAAGGAGUGAGGGACCAGACUGGCAAAGGGUUUUGGGAUAUGUCGAAAGUAUUUACCGCCACUUUGAGAUGUGA